Molecule: messenger RNA, 1470 nt
Organism: Aspergillus pseudonomiae
Lineage: Eukaryota; Fungi; Ascomycota; Eurotiomycetes; Eurotiales; Aspergillaceae
Product: MFS transporter
Exons: 5
Coding region: 1-1470 (489 amino acids)
Biological process (GO): transmembrane transport
Molecular function (GO): transmembrane transporter activity
Source: RefSeq, a predicted model, not a curated record
AUGGCCCCCACCAAGACUGCUGAGGAGGCGAUAUCCUCGCCGGCUGAGGGGGGUGAAGUGCGAAAUCCAAACGAUGUGUUUUGGGAUGGCGGCCAAGAUCCAUCCAAUCCCAAAAACUGGAGCGCUGUGCGCCGAUGGUGUCACAUUGUUGUCGUUUCACUAUUGACCUUUGUCACAUCGAUGGGCUCGUCGAUGCUGGCUCCUGCAGUGCCAGAUGUGAUGAAAUCACUUCACUCCGACAAUGCUGAGCUGCAAUCCUUUGUCGUAUCUAUAUAUGUCAUUGGGUUUGUCGUCGGCCCACUGGUGGUGGCGCCGCUGUCCGAGCUGUUCGGCCGCGCGAUCGUUUACCACGUGUCAAACGUGGUGUUCCUUGGGGCGACCAUCGGAUGCGCCCUCAGCACCAAUGUGGGCAUGUUCCUUGCCUUUCGGUUGCUCUGCGGCUGUGCUGGAGCCGCGCCCUUGGCUCUUGGAGGAGGUUCCAUCAGCGAUAUUAUGGAACCGGAGAGAAUGGGCACUGCGAUGGCAGUCUGGGGUUUGGGGUCAUUGGUGCCACCGGUUUUCUCUCCCAUCGCAGGCGGCUACCUUAGUGAAGACAUAGGGUGGAGAUGGAUCUUUUGGGUGAUUGCGAUACCGAUGGGAAUCCUCACGAUAAUGUCACUGUUUGUUCUCCAGGAGACCUACGCCCCGGUGCUGCUCGCACACAAAGCGAAACGUCUGCGCAAGGAGACCGGUAACCUGGAGCUGAGGUCACGACUGGACCAACAGCAACUCUCCCAGCAGGAAGUUGUCAUCGGAACCCUCGUGCGGCCACUCAGAAUCCUAUUGACGUCGCCCAUUGUGAUGCUACUCGCAAUUGACGUGGCCAUAGUCUACGGCUACCAGUACCUUGUCUUCACCACACUAUCAUACAUUUUCCAGGACCAGUACCACCUGUCAACUGGUCUCUCCGGACUAGUCUACCUAGGCAAUGGCAUUGGAACGAUUCUAGGCAUCUUCAUAAUCGGCCACGCAUCCGACAAAGUCACCGAGCAUAGGAAGAAAAAGGCAUCCGAUCCAGAUGAACCCCUUCCGCCCGAAGGCUGGCUCUGGCCCAUGCUUCCAGCGGGCAUGCUAGUCCCCGCUGGGCUAUUCUGGUACGGCUGGUCUUUGCAAAGCAACGCAUUCGUCGUCGUACCGCUGGUAGGGCUAGGCGUGUUCGGCUUUGGCAUGAUGGGUAUCUUCCAGCCGGUGCAAAUCUACGUGGUCAACGCGUUUGGGAAACAUGCUGCCUCUGCUAUGGCGGCGACGGCCGUGCUGCGAAGCCUGGUGGGCGCUCUACUGCCGUUGGGAGGCCAGAGGAUGUAUGAUGCGCUUGGGAUGGGAUGGGGGAACAGCCUACUGGCUUUUAUUGCGUUGGGACUCAUGCCUGUUCCAUUUCUGUUGAUGAAGUAUGGGGCGCGUCUGAGACAGUGGGACUCGAAUCUCAGGUAA